AUGAGACGUCCUCCUGGGAAUGGAGAGGCGGCCAGUGAGGGUAGAGGCAGCUGGGGCCUAUGGGGCCGACAGGAGGCCAGGAGGCUGAACUGUGCCGGUCACGACCGCUGUGGGAAGGCUUUGCUGCAAAUUGGGAUCAACAUGAUGGCAUUGCCUGGAGGCCGGCAUCUGGACUCCAUCCCUCUGCCUGGUCAGCGGCUGCACCUGAUGCAGGCGGACUCGGUCCAGCGCUGGAUGGAGGACCUGAAGCUCAUGACGGAGUGUGAGUGCAUGUGCGUCCUGCAGGCAAAGCCCAUCAGCCUGGAGGAAGAUGCUCAGAGUGACCUCAUCCUGGCUGGCGGCCCUGGCCCCGGAGACCCCCUGCAGCUGCUUCUCAAGAGGGGCUGGGUCAUCAGCACCGAGCUGCGCAGGAUCGGGCAGAAGCUGGCCCAGGACCGCUGGGCGCGUGUGCACAGCAUGAGUGUGCGUCUGGCCUGUCAUGCCCGCUCCAUGGUCAGCGAGUACAGCACUCUCAGCAGGAGCUCCUCCCAGGAGAUGGGCCAGAUUGAGAAACUGUUAAUGGAGAAAUGCUCAGAGCUCUCGGCAAUCACAGAGAGGUGCCUCCAGGUUGAGAAUGAGCAUGUCCUGAAGUCAAUGAAGGCCUGUGUGAGUGAGACCUUGAGCACGCUGGGCCAGCACUUCGGCCAGCUGCUGGAGCUGGCGCUGACCCGGGAGGUGCAGGCGCUGGUGAGAAAAAUCAAUGCCUCAGACAACAUCUACACGACGGAAUCCACCACAGGAAACCUGUUCAGCUUGACCCAGGAGGGGGCUCCCUUGUGCCGCAUCAUAGCAAAGGAGGGUGGGGUUGUAGCCCUCUUCAAGGUCUGCCGCCAGGACAGCUUCCGGUGCUUAUACCCCCAGGCGCUGCGCACGCUGGCCUCCAUUUGCUGCGUGGAAGAGGGUGUCCACCAGCUGGAGAAGGUGGACGGCGUUCUGUGCUUGGCCGACAUCCUGACCGAUGACAGCCACUCAGAGGCUACGCGGGCUGAGGCUGCGGCUGUGGUCGCCCAGGUCACAUCCCCACACCUGCCCUUUACUCAGCACCUCAGCAGCUUUCUGGAAAGCAUGGAAGAAAUCGUGACAGCUCUUGUCAAACUGUGCCAAGAGGCCUCCUCUGGGGAAGUGUUCCUGCUGGCUUCUGCAGCCCUUGCCAACAUCACCUUUUUUGACACGAUGGCCUGCGAGAUGCUUCUGCAGCUGAAUGCCAUCCGCGUCCUCCUGGAGGCUUGCAGCGACAAGCAGCGAGUGGAUACGCCUUACACUCGGGAUCAGAUUGUGACCAUCUUGGCAAACAUGUCUGUCCUCGAGCAGUGUGCCUCUGACAUCAUUCAGGAGAAUGGGGUCCAGCUAAUCAUGGGCAUGCUGUCGGAGAAGCCAAGGUCUGGAACGCCUGCCGAGGUGGCGGCUUGCGAGCGAGUCCAGCAGAAGGCUGCGGUGACCCUGGCCCGUCUCAGCCGAGACCCAGAAGUGGCCCGGGAGGCUGUGCGGCUGAGCUGUAUGUCCCGCCUCAUCGAGCUCUGCAGGUCGCCCUCCGAGAGGAACAGCAGUGAUGCUGUGCUUGUGGCCUGUCUGGCUGCGCUGCGGAGACUGGCCGGGGUCUGCCCUGAAGGCCUGCAGGACUCUGACUUCCAGCAGCUGGUCCAGCCCCGGCUUGUGGACUCCUUCUUACUCUGUAGCAACAUGGAGGAGAGUUUUGUGUAGUGAGUGCGGGAGAGGAAAGGCAUUGGGCCCCAUUCUCGUGCCUUCUUUGAGUAUGUACCCAUGGACACACCUGAGUACACACCAGCUCCCUCACCUCCUUAUUUAUACUUAAUUUAUUUUUUACAGGAAAUGGACAGAGGGCUAAAUAGUCUAGCAACAGCAUCAGGCAGUCUGUGGGCCUGGGAGUCUUUUGUAUUUUUAUCUUUGACUUCUGUGACUUUUCAGUUACCGAUGUUGAAAGGCACAGUGCCUAACAUGACCUAUUAUCAUGGGCGAUUUCCCUUCAUCUUGCUUUUUCUACUCUCACUAUAUAAUCUUGCUUCAUUUUUUCCCCUUUUGGAACCAAAGUAUGUUUACUACCCAGUAGCCUCUGACUUUUUUUUUUUUUAAAC
Molecule: messenger RNA, 2132 nt
Organism: Neogale vison (American mink)
Lineage: Eukaryota; Metazoa; Chordata; Mammalia; Carnivora; Mustelidae
Gene: INSC
Product: INSC spindle orientation adaptor protein
Exons: 13
Coding region: 1-1740 (579 amino acids)
Biological process (GO): apical protein localization; regulation of asymmetric cell division; establishment of mitotic spindle orientation
Cellular component (GO): apical cortex
Molecular function (GO): protein binding; cytoskeletal adaptor activity
Source: RefSeq, a predicted model, not a curated record